This is a messenger RNA of Pungitius pungitius (ninespine stickleback), 3329 nucleotides long. It is a transcript of the gene gmip, whose product is annotated as GEM interacting protein. The transcript has 21 exons. The coding region runs from base 38 to 3103 and encodes 1021 amino acids. Gene Ontology annotation, cellular component: plasma membrane. NCBI's taxonomy places the organism in Eukaryota, Metazoa, Chordata, Actinopteri, Perciformes, Gasterosteidae. The record is from RefSeq and is a predicted model, not a curated record. Gene Ontology annotation, molecular function: GTPase activator activity. Gene Ontology annotation, biological process: signal transduction; negative regulation of GTPase activity; activation of GTPase activity.
UUGGUAGGGUCCAGCUCAUGUGGUCACAAGUGUAGCAAUGGAAGAAGAUCAAGGGCCCAACAAGGAUUUCUCUCAAGACACAGAUUUGAAGAAGGUGCAUCGUAAAUCUGAAACCAAGCGAUACAGCGAGAUCUUCAGAGACUUCGACAAUCUUGAUUUAUCUUUAAUUUCUUCUUCAGGGGAGUCUCUGCUGGCCGACUUUGACACACUGUCUAUCACAGAGUCCAUCUGUACAGGAAGCGGAGAUCUCACAGAGCAGCUGGAAGUGUCUAUUGGUGCUGAGGCCAAUGACCUGGAUGGAAACCAACCAGCCCAGGAAGCCGACCUCACCCUUUGUCGGUGUGAUGAUGGAGUGGAGACGGCACUGCAGUACACCAAGAUGUGGUGCCGCUACGCCAAAGACCUCCUGGCAUGGAUGGAAAAGAGAAUCAGCCUUGAACAAGAAUUUGCAAAGAAUGUAAUCAAGGCAGCAGAAGGAGCAAAAGCCAAUGUGUGGCAGCAGGAAAUGAUGCCCCUGCAGCACAUCUACACUAUGGCGCUGGAGCAAGAUAUCAAGAACAGUUUGUCUUCCAGAAAGAUGUCAGAACAGCUACAAAACCGCUGUCACCAAGCCUUGGCUGCCAAGAGGAACGAGAUUGACAAGUGGCGCAGAGAAUUCAAGGAGCAGUGGGCAAGAGAGCAAAGGAAGAUGAACGAAGCAGUCACGUCUUUUAAAAAGGCUCGUCACCAGUACUUCCAGCGUUGUGAUGAGCUAGAAAAGGCUAAAGCUGUGUCUGCUAAAGCUGUAGAUGACACAUCCGGAAUCAAAACAAUGGAUAAGAGGCGGAAGUCCAAGGAUGAAGCCCAAUCUAAGGUGAUGGAGGCAGAGCUUCUGUACAGACAGUGUGUUACUGACGUGAAAAUCCACCAGGAUAAGUUAGUAGCGGUCAAAGAGAGAAUUAUUUCCCACAUUCGCAAGCUCAUCUGUCAGGGAGACACUGUGCUCAAGGAGGUCACAGUCAACAUGUUUUACUACCAGCGGCAGCAGGCCGAGCCUGUCCCCGUCGGCUAUCACAACCUGGAGUUGACGUGCAGGUCCCUGGAGCCUGGCGAGCCCUACAUGCUCUACAUCCUCAGCAAGCCUCGCCCUGAGCAUCCACUCCAAGUCUUCACCUUCCAGGAGUACGUUUCUCCGUGCAAAGGGAACAAGCGAAAACCCUCAGGACAGGACUCUGUACCAUUGACAGAUGAUAACCCUUUCCGACGAAACAGCGAUGGCAGAAGAACAGGGUACAGUGACAGUGAGAGUAUUGGAGGCAGUUUGGAGUCUCUGUCCAGCCCUGCUCACACUAAUAGGAGGCUGCCAAAAACAGCAUCCACUUUGACAGUGUCAUCGGACGACAUGGACGAACGGGAUUUGCCGUCAGAAUCAGAAUUCAUUGAGUGUCAGCCCGUCAAAGUACGGACUCUUUCCCGAGCUGCGUUGACACACCGACUGAGGAAGAUGAAGAGCAAGAUGGUCAAAUGCAAGCAGUGUGAAAACUAUAUUGUUGUCAAUGGCGUUGAAUGCGAGGAGUGCGGGAUGGCUUUGCACAGGAAGUGCAUGGAGGUUUGUCAGCAAGAGUGCGAGCAGAGGAAGGGGACCGUGUUCGGAGUGGACCUCUCUCUGCUGUGUCGUGACGGUGUGCCCUUCGUGGUGCUGCUCUGCACGUCGGAGAUUGAGAGCCGAGCGCUGUCGGUCCAGGGGGUGUAUCGUGUGAGUGGGUCCAAGCCCCGCAUCCAGAAGCUCUGUCAGGCCUUUGAGAUGCAAAAGGAGCAGGUGGAUCUCUCUGACGUUUCCCCGCAUGACAUCGCCUCGAUCCUUAAGCACUUCUUCAAGGAGCUCCCGGAGCCCUUACUAACCUUUGACCUGUACAAUGAUUUCAUAACGGUGGGAAAGACCAUUCAGCACCUGAAUGAAAGUGAGCCAACACCAGACACUAACGAGACAAUGUCCAUGAUGGACAGCCUGCGAAAGCUACUACAGAAACUCCCUCCACAUUGCUACAGCACUCUGCAUCACAUUAUGUCUCACCUGCAAAAAGUUUCAGAGAACUACGAGAACAAGAUGUCCCAGAGCAAUUUGGGUAUUGUGUUUGGGCCGACGCUGUUGCGCCCUCUCGUGUCCGCGGACAUGUCGAUGCUCGCCCUGCUGGAAACAAGUUACCAGGCAGCACUUGUUGAGUUCCUUAUCACGCACCAUGAAGAGCUUUUUGGCCUUCAUCGAAAACCCAGUAUGCCUCCUCCCCCGGCCCCCGCUGAACCUUUGCCCGGCACCCCUCCCAGAGCUUCCUGUGCCCUUGAUGGGGAAGUUUACGCCAUCUCUGAACACGAAACCUCCUCCAGAGAGCGGCCCCGCUCUUUAGAAAGUCGAACAAUCAAGAGAGAGUCAAGCGAAGGUUAUAUAUCUGACAAGUCUUCGUCCAAUGAGGCAGUGGACCAGCUCAGCCCUGGAGCCAAUCAGAGUGCAGUCCUGGCUGUGAGAGGGGCAUCGAGCGAUCCUCAGGGGGAGCCGAGUGGGGGGCCAGACUCCGUCCUGGGGACCCAGCCGCACUAUCGCUUCACCAGGCAGCCUGUGAAAUAUCACCGGCAUCACAACCCAGGAAUCAGACUCCCCACCCCAGGCUGCGCAGCCAGACACUUUGCAGCCCCAGCAAGAGCGUGUACAGGGAGCGCAGACAGCAGCCGCAGCUCUUCUCCAGAGCCGGCCACGCAGAACCUAGGCGUCCACUUUGAGAAAACCCGGCAGCCUCUCCAGCUCACCGUUGCCACGGAGGAUUCACUGAGUCCCCGAGAGGUUGUCCAGUACAUGCUGGGACUGGACUCAAUAUUCACAUCAGCUGUAACCACGACAACAUCCAGUGGGACACGGGAGUCUUCUCGGGAGGUGGCGUCUGGGAGUCAAAACGUUCAGAGCUUGGAGAUGCCCGGUAUCCGGCCGAGUGCUGUGCAGAGUCAGGCUCGCUGUCAGUCACCAAAGACACUUCCUGUUGAGCGCAACCUGACCUCACCAGCGCAGAAGAUCCUGUCGGGCCUGAAGCUGAGACGCAGCCACUCAGGGAAAGAUGAGCAGCUGUUCGUCUGAGGAGAGAUAGAAACAGUUCCCUGGAAUACAUUCACACACGCUGGAAGAUACAAAGCUAUUUAAAUCUGCUUUACAGUGUGUAGCAACUAUCAGUAUUCAUUCCGUUUUUUAUUAUUCUAUCUCACUCAUAUUCUAUGCACAAGUAUCUAUUACCAAAAAUGUAACUGUUUUAAAAAAAAUAGCUAAUGAAAGUUCAAUUAAGUAAAUGGAAUGCUUAAAUGCUUGA